CAAACUCAGAGCUGAAGAAUGAAGAACUUUGUAGUCCCACUGGUGUUACUGUGCUGCCUGACAGCAACACAGACCCAGAAGAGUGAUGCUGGAAAAGAAUCGCAAGCACACCCCGAAUUCGCAGAUAAAGCCGGAGUCGAACCCACCUGCCAGCCUGACGUUCACUCUGUGCUGAAGGAGCUGAGAGUCGUGGAAGCCAGGCUGAAAGCUGCUGAGAGCCAGAUAGAGGAGCUGACCAAAGCGGACAAAGAGAGGCCGAAGGUAGCAUUCUCUACAUCACUGGGAGGUAGCGGAAACGUAGGACCCUUCAAUGCAGACACCACCCUGGUCUACACAAUCAUCUUCACAAACGUCGGCAAUGCUUACAAUCCAAAAACAGGGAUCUUCACAGCACCAGUGAAAGGAGUGUACUACUUUCGAUUUACCACUCACUCCUCAGGAGUAGGAGAUUGUGUUGCAAGACUAAUGAAGAAUGGAGAACUCAUUGUAACUGGACAUGAAAAUAGAAAUGGAGAAGUCAACGAAACCACUGCUAAUGGGGCUGCGAUCCUGCUGGAAGCGGGAGAGCAGGUUUACAUGCGUUUGGUUGCAAACACGUUCAUUUUUGAUGAUCCACGUCAUGCCAGCACCUUCAGCGGCUUCCUGUUGUUCCCUAUGUGAGGAGAGGAGGGUAUUACAGGCUGUAGUGAUUGAACAACAAGAUGAGUUUUAAAAUCAUUAUACUGCACUCUAUAGAGUAGGACAUCAACAAUUAUACUGCCCUCAUAAAUCACUAAACAUAGUUGAUGUCAGAAAUGUUUUGAUUGUGAUUUUCUUUAGGAAUUAGGGAUUAGAAUUUAGUAAUUAGAAUUGUUUCUAGAAUUAAAAUAACAGUUGUUGGGCUUCUGACUCAGGGUAAUUACAGUGUAGAGAUAUACACAAUCAUAUCUCUUCUCUGGCCUUUCCAGAUGUUGAUUGGGUUUGCUUACAACUUUCGAUGAAAUAAAUUAAACGACUUUCUCAAGA
Molecule: messenger RNA, 1005 nt
Organism: Megalops cyprinoides (Indo-Pacific tarpon)
Lineage: Eukaryota; Metazoa; Chordata; Actinopteri; Elopiformes; Megalopidae
Product: complement C1q tumor necrosis factor-related protein 3-like
Exons: 3
Coding region: 19-660 (213 amino acids)
Molecular function (GO): protein binding
Source: RefSeq, a predicted model, not a curated record